AAAAGUGUUUUUCGUGUGUUAUCUAAACAGGCCGGUGAAAAUGUUCUCCCUCGGAAGUUCGGUGCUGUCCCGGCUGGCCAGCCCGUCGGCGCUGGCCACCAACGCCCGGCUGCUGCACGUUUCGGCGCUGGAUCUGGCCGCCCGCAAGGGCACGCGCGAGAAGGCGCGCAAGGCCAAAGUCAAGAAGGUCGUCGAGAAGGUGGGCUUCAUCCGGCACGACAUGCGGAACAAGGGAAAGUUGAACCUUCAGCAGGUCAACAAGCACAUCGACGACAGCUGGAAGCAGACUCCGACGGACAACUGCUGGGUGAGCAAGUACUACAAGUGGCGCGUGUACACGGUGGAGGAGGCCAUCCGGUGUCACCGGGAGACGCACCAUCCUACGAUGUACAACCUUCCGAAUGCGCCACUUCACGCGCACAUCGAGCUGAACAUGCAGGCCGAGAAGAUUACGCGAUUCGUGGAGAACUUCCAGCGGAUGGUGGCCAUUCCGAACCGGUUCGAGCACGGUGAAAAUCGGAACAUCAUCGUGUUCGCCAAGGGACAGGAAGCGCUCAAGGAAGCGACCGACGCCGGUGCAACUCUCGUCGGCGGAGUUGAGCUCAUCAAGGAGAUUCAGAACGGCGAUCUGCAACUCUCGGAAUACCCGUUCGUGCUAGCGCAUCCCAACAUCCUGCCCGAUCUGGUCGUCAUCCGUGGUCUGCUGAAAAAGAGCAAGUUUCCCAACCCCCGGCUCGGAACGCUCGGCACCAACCUGGCGGAAAUGAUCGAGCGGUACUCGAACGGAAUCCAGUACUCCGCAGAACGGGACGAAAACCAAAAGGACUUCGGAACGAUCCGCGCCUGCGUCGGAACGCUCCAGAUGGACGCCCAAAAGCUGGAACAGAACCUGUCCAUCCUGCUGCAGGACGUCAACACGAUGCGGCCAAAGCGCGAGGGCAAAUUCAUCACGCGGGUGCUGCUCAAAAGUCCACCGUCCGGGGAAUCGCUCAAGAUUGACCCGUUCCUGUACGUUCCGGCCGAGGGUAAGGCGGCGCCGAAGAAGGGCAAGGCAGCGGCGGAGGAAGCGGCCGAGGAGUCGGACGGAGAGGACGAGAAGGUGGCCGCCAGCAAUUGAGUUGGGUUGGGGGAAUUUUAGUGUGAAAUAAAUGUUUUUGAAA
Molecule: messenger RNA, 1160 nt
Organism: Culex pipiens pallens (northern house mosquito)
Lineage: Eukaryota; Metazoa; Arthropoda; Insecta; Diptera; Culicidae
Gene: mRpL1
Product: 50S ribosomal protein L1
Exons: 2
Coding region: 41-1117 (358 amino acids)
Source: RefSeq, a predicted model, not a curated record